Messenger RNA from Naegleria gruberi, 867 nucleotides. RefSeq names its product 3-beta hydroxysteroid dehydrogenase/isomerase family protein. The record is from RefSeq and is a predicted model, not a curated record. Gene Ontology annotation, molecular function: oxidoreductase activity, acting on the CH-OH group of donors, NAD or NADP as acceptor. NCBI's taxonomy places the organism in Eukaryota, Heterolobosea, Eutetramitea, Acrasida, Naegleriidae. The coding region runs from base 1 to 867 and encodes 288 amino acids. The transcript is spliced from 2 exons.
AUGUCCAUAAGGGUGUGCGUUACUGGUGGCACUGGCUUUGUUGCUAGCCACUUGGUUUAUCAGUUAUUAUUGAAGGGCUAUCAUGUCAAUACUACCAUAAGAGAUUUGAAAAAGAAGGAUGAAUUGAGAGAUGCACUCCUGCAAUACCACAAGGAGAAUUGCACAGAUCCAACUCAACUACUCACUGAACAAGUAUUGAACGAGCGUUUAUCAAUCUUUGAGGCAGAUUUAAUGAAAGAAGGAAGUUUUGCAGAUGUCAUUAAGGGAUGUCGUUUCGUUCAUCAUGUGGCCAGUCCAUAUAAAUUAGAUGUUAAAGAUGCACAACAGGAAUUGGUUGACCCAGCUGUGAAAGGAACUUUGAAUAUUCUAAAUGAAUGUAUCAAGCUCAGACAAGAACAAGCAACGCAUGAUGUCAAUAGAUUACAGAGAGUGAUUAUCACUUCAUCCAUUGUUGCUAUUUGUGAUACUGCUGAGAAGGAUAAGAUCUACACCGAGGAUGAUUGGAAUGAAUUGUCAACUGUUGAUAGAAAUCCUUAUUAUUAUUCCAAAGUAACUUCUGAGAAGGCAGCUUGGAAGCUAAUGAAAGAAAUGCAAACUAAACAUGGACAAGAUUUCAUUGAAUUGGCAACCAUUAAUCCUAGCGGCGUCAUUGGUAAACCAGUUCUUCCACAACAAGUCAACCAAACUCAUGAUAUUGUAGCCAAAGUUGUAAAUGGUGAAAUGCCAGCUCUAAUUGCAAUGUACAUGACCUUUGUAGAUGUGAAAGAUGUUGCUCUUUCACAUGUCAAGUAUUUUUACCAUCCAAAGGAGAACGUUUCAUUUGUUGUGGAGAUGAAACCAUCUCAAUUAGACAAAUAUGUGAAAUAA